This is a messenger RNA of Talaromyces rugulosus, 1278 nucleotides long. RefSeq lists its product as uncharacterized. The transcript has a single exon. Lineage: Eukaryota; Fungi; Ascomycota; Eurotiomycetes; Eurotiales; Trichocomaceae. The record is from RefSeq and is a predicted model, not a curated record. Bases 1 to 1278 code for a protein of 425 amino acids.
AUGGAUAGUCCCAAUCACUGGCGAAUCUACAUCCCUAAAAAGAGACAAGGAGACGAGUUGAAAGAUCUCGAAACUAAAAGGCGAAGGCUCCACGAGGAAGAGGUACAAGCAAGGAAAGACAUCAAGGCUCGCGGAACCUUCAACGAAGACUUUUUCAGCGGAGCCUCGCGUGCAGAAAGCAAAACCCUGGAGAGAUUGCGCAUUGCCUCCGAUAUUUCUUUUUCGCAGUUCCAGGGUGACUUUGAAACAUGGCAGAAUCGGGAGGCUGCCAAAGACCUCUUCUCGAAAAUACGCGCAGCCGAGGAAAGAGAACAGCGGUUCAAACAGCGCAGCGAGGCAAUGGCAGCGGACAAGAACACCCCCGACGGAGUCUUUAGAGGCAUAUUUAUGAGGUUAUUUACAAGCGCUAGAACGGGCAUGGAUAUUAAGGGGGUUGGAGAGGGUGCGAGAGAUGGAACUACACAAUAUAACUUCCGCAAGAAACUUCUCAAAGACCAGAACAGUUUGGAUACAGAGGGGUACGCCUGGUGCCCAAUUAUUCAGCGCCGGUUUUACGAAAAGGACAUGAGGGCCGGUCACAUAUUUUCAUACAAGCACGGUCAAGAGAUGAUGGAUGAAAUUUUUGGCAAGAUACGUCCAGAAGAGAUGUUUUCGUCCAAAAAUGGCAUUAUUAUCCACAAAUCUAUUGAAGAGCAAUUUGAUAAAGGCGUAUUUGUGAUUGUUCCAGAUAUCCCGGAUGAGUUCUCAAUGGAACAAGUAAGAGUCUGGGUCACAGGAGAAGUCCGAAACUACAAAAUUCGGAUUAUCGACUCUACAUUUCACAAACUAGAUCAUGGCGUCAUAGAACCUGACAGCUCUAUGACAUGGCGAAGCCUUGACAAUAGAAAGCUCGUAUUCAAAAGCAACGCCCGUCCUGCAGCCCGAUACCUGUACUUCCACUAUUGUCUACAAAUACUGAGACGAGCUUGGAAGGCUGCGCCCGGGGAGAAACAGGCUCUAACCCUGUAUGAUCAAUUUGGGUGUCGUGUGUGGGCUACACCAGGGAAAUACAUCGGGAGGAAGAUGCUCAAAGCACUAGUCGACACCCUCGGGCAUGAGUAUCAAGAUCUGAUGAUAGGUUCAUCGAUGAAGUCCGGAGAUGUCGACCAUUUAAUGAAUUGUUUGACCAGACAAAUCAGCGAAACUCCGGUUCCCGAUGAGAUGACCGAAGAGGAUGCUUAUGAAAGCGACAAUGAAAGCGAGGAUGAAGGGGAGGAGGACGUUUACGCGGAUGAGUGA